AAUGCCAUCAACGUCAAGAUAUAAGUGCUACUUUGAUUGUGACAAUGACGGCCCAUUGCACCGAUUUCCUAAACCUGAAUACCCACAUUUGGAAAAGUUUAACUCGUGGAAAAAAGUACUAGAUAAAGCUUUACAAGAGAAAGGCGACAUCUACAUUUAUAACCAAAUUCGAUUUUGCGACAGACAUUUUGAAGAGUGUUACCGUUCAGCCAGUCACCGACUUACUCCAAAUGCAAUACCAACUCUAGAUUUAUCUACAUUACCAGUUGGUCAAACUCUUGAAGGUCCAUCGGGACAUGUCGAGGCAGACAUGUCGAAUUUAUUAAACAUUUCGCAAGAUAAACUUGCUGUCAUUGAGCCAUCCAGCUCUACCCACUAUCAUAGUGAUGUACAGAAUGCAUUACAGACAGCUGAACGCCCUAAAGGUUCUAGGAAAAGAGGGACUUGUCAAUAUUUAAAACGAGUCGUCACCUCCAAAGAGAAGGAGAUAAUAAAGUUAAAACAGAAAGUAUUGAAGCUGAAAAAGAAAUAUAAGGAACAAAAUAACAAGAAACUCUCUGCAAGGAAAAUUUCCACAUCAAAAUCAUUUUGAAAGAGUUAAAUAAAAUGCCUGCAACAAUAAAAAUAUUUACUUCCUCCAAAUGAAAUGGAAAAAGAAACCACGAGGCAGGCGAUUUACAUUUAACGAAAAAAUCAUGGCAUUGACCAUUUACAAACAGAGUCAGAAAGCUUACAACCUCAUGCGAAAAAUGUUUGUCUUGCCAUCAAAGCGCAGCCUACAAAAAAUGUUGAGUAAAUUUGAACUGAAACCAGGCUUCAAUCCUGAUAUAUUUAAAAAUUUAAAAGCUACAGUAGCAAAAUUGCCGGCAGAAAAAAAGUUGGUCAAUUUACUGUUUGAUGAGGUAUCAUUGGCUCCGGGUGUUUUUUACAACCCUGCCCUAAAACAGAUAACUGGUUUUGAAGAUUUUGGGCACAGACAAACAAAAAAACUCGCAGAUCAUGCCUUGGUCUUUAUGAUCAAGGGUAUAAAAAGCAAAGUGAAACAACCUUUAUGCUUUUCAUUUUGCCAAGGUGCCACGAAAAAGGACGAUUUAAAGAAGCUGAUCAAAACAAUAAUAAAAGAAAUCUCCAAUACUGGAUUGAUAGUUAUUGCCACUAUAUGUGACCAAUCAGCCACAAAUAUUUCUGUGAUAAAAGUCUUCAAGAAGACACAAAACGCAAAUAUUUACAAGAGGGUAAUGAAUAUAGGACCCAAGCCUUCGAGUUUGAAGACCAAAAGGUCUUCCCAUUAUUUGAUCCUCCACAUCUUUUAAAGGGAAUGAGAAAUAAUUUACUCGCCAAACAUUUGAAAUUUGUACAAGAUGGGAAAACAAAGUAUGCAAAGUGGGAACAUUUGGAGAUGCUGUUGAAGUUAGAUGUUGGGGAUGAUGAAAUUAGGCUUGUUAAUAAAUUAACAGAAAACCAUGUUAAUAAAGAGAAAAUUCCAAAAUGAAAGUGAAAUAUGCUGCACAAGUUUUCAGCCAAAGGGUAUCAUCAGCAUUGAGAUUCUUAGCAAAACACAACCUUCUUCCGGCGGAGUGCGAAGAAACUGCUGAUUUUCUACUCAUUA
Messenger RNA from Helicoverpa armigera (cotton bollworm), 1609 nucleotides. RefSeq lists its product as uncharacterized. The record is from RefSeq and is a predicted model, not a curated record. NCBI's taxonomy places the organism in Eukaryota, Metazoa, Arthropoda, Insecta, Lepidoptera, Noctuidae. The transcript has 5 exons. The coding region runs from base 2 to 592 and encodes 196 amino acids.